CCUGCGAGUUGCAGCGAGUUGCCAAACCGUGCACGUGAACACUUGGAACACGAGGCGAGCACUUGGUCAUGGCCGAUUCAACAGCCACUCGCGAUAUGAACGUCGAUGCGGCGGGCGAGGCGCCAUCAGCGGAGAAAGUAGCAGGGACAUCUGGAUGCAUGGGAUGCGGCCUGGACAACAAUGCAGGAAGUAUUUUGCUAUGUGACGGCCAUGAGUGUGAUGCGGAAUACCACACUUACUGCUUGGUGCCACCGUUGGCGGAGGUCCCAGUCGGUGACUUUUUCUGUCCUGCAUGCAGUGGAACAGACAAGUACGAGAUCCGAACAGCCAAGGAGGGAAAAGAUGAUACCGACAACUUUGUUCUCGAGUCGACAUCGUCGCUCGGCGUGUUUCGGCGAUGGUAUGUGAAAAACAAGAAUAAAGUAUACUACAAACCAUUCGUCGCGCAAGUCGAGUCGAGUUCGGGACGUCCGAUUCGACUAGGGCUCUACCGAUCUGAAGAGCUUGCGGCUGAAGCAUACGACUGCGCGAUCCUGAGAUCCCAUGGCGCCGACGACGUGACGCAGCUCAAGCUGAACUACCCUGGCAAGAUUCAAAAGUACAAGGACAUUAUUUUGGCCACGUACAUUGCCCCGCCAAGCGACUCGGACAAUGACGAAUCGUCGGGGGCAGGACGGCCGCUUCGUCUGCGCAAGGCACUGCGCAAGAACAGUUUCAACGCGAUAGACAAACUGUCAUCAAAGAGAUCGCGCAACAAAGUCACCGACAAUGACGACAACGACAUGGCGAAGAAAGCUCGCAAGUCCUUCGACGAUGCCGCAUUGAGUGCGGGGGAAAUCCCGACCUCGUACUUGGGCGUCCACGUGCACGCGAAUUUCUCGGUCGCGCACUUAAAAAUCCUGGACAAAGUCGUGUUUAUCGGACGCUUUGACACCCCUGAACAAGCCGCUCUCGCGUACGAUCGGGAAGCGGUCCGUCAUUACUGCCGCGGCACGCCAUUGAAUUUUCCCGAGCGCCGCGACGAAUGGACUAAGGCCGCCGCCGUCGCCGACGUCACCCACGGCAAAAUCCUCGUCGUACCUGAAAAUCGGUACAACAAAAACAUCGACAAGCUGACGGCGUGGAUGCGCGUUGUCGGACAAUCGGUCAGGCUCAUCGAAGCAUCGCGACGCGUGCAUUGGCCGUCACUCGAUAUGGACGCCAUUGAGAAGGGGCCGAUUAUUAAGGAGGACUUUACCCGGCGUGAUAAAAAUAUACGCAAUUCGUGCUUGGCAGUGUUUGCGUGCGUCGACAGCAUCAUCCAGGAAUCCAAGUUUUACCAAGAAAAGUCGCCAAAUGGCAUGUUUCUGAACCCGCCCCCAGCUGGGUGCUUCCUCGAGCUAGUGGCCGCGCGGGCAUAUAUUUCGUAUUGUGAAGCGAUCAACGAAUUCUCCAAGUGCGCAAUGGACGAUACAAUUGAACUUACCAAAGCGCUGGCAGUUGUGUUGACGGCACGUGAGGACUACCUCAAGGCCAAGGUGAGCGAGGACGCCAUGUUGGACGAGUUGGACGAGUUCAUGGCCACCGCCAUCAAAUCUUUCAUGCCGAGCAGUGUUCCGCCGUCCGACAUUGCAUACUUUCCCAACUGCAGAUACGUCAAACGCGUCGUGGAAAUCGAUCAAGUUGCGACCCCUGAGUUGCCCAUCAACCAAGAAGCUACCACGUCGACUCCAAAGAUCAAGUCUGAAGGGCUUGACCUCAUGGCUACGUCCACCUUUUUCGAGCGGACCCCUGGCGAAUUUGUGGCUCACACAACACUUGACACCGACGCUGUGAUGGUGAACGAUGCCGGCGAAUGUGCGAUCUCGGACAGGAAGGACUGCUCGCUGGCCAAGAAAUCAAAGGACGAGUGCUGCUUGGCGAUCGAGUUGCAGGACGGCUGCUUUGAACUGUAUCCGUUGCUGACGCUGGAGCGUGUGGUUCUUGACGAUGGAGUGACCCCGCUGCGAUGGACAAAGGAGCAAGUUGACGCCCACGAGAUCGAAGAAGUGGACGCGCUCACGCAUGGCGUUGACAUUAGUCCGUCAUCCGCUGACGACAUUGUCCCCUACCUGUGCAUCACGUUUGUGCAUGAAAUGACUCUCCGUGCGCGCAACCGGGAAGAAGUCGAGGUGAAGGGUAAGAAGGCGGAAAAGUUGGCGGCGCUGAAAGCCAAGUUCAACGUGUUCAUGGAGGGGUAUCCCAAGACGAAGGCUGCGUAUGAACACAAUUCGAAAGCUAACCAUGUCGUUCAGCAGAACGCAGAGCGGGACAUUGCGUUGCUCGCAACCGUCGACGGCGUCGUCAUUCCGGCAGUCACGACCGCCUUGGCCACGUGCAUGUUGCACUUGAAGACGUACAUGGACACGCUGGAUGCACGACGAGACCAAUUUACGUCCGAGUUCAACUAUUACACGUCGGCGUUGUAUCAAGUCGUGGGAGCGGAGGACGUCCUCCCGUCGUUGAAAGCGAGUUACGUUGCGUUUUUCACCCAUGAGCUGCACGUGCUGUGGAAGGAAAAGGUUGCCUCGCUAGAAGUGUUGUACCUGUUGCUGCGCUCCAUGACCAAGGCUGCCGCGGAGGACGCCGACGCCGAUGACAUGCAAUCGUCCAUUCGUGCUGCCAUUGCGUCGUGGGAAGCGUUCGAGUGGCCUGACCUUGUCGACACGAUGCCAUACUUGACCACCACCCCAAGGUCCCCCCUUGCCAAGGUCAAGUCGGAACCAACCGUUGCGGUGGACGAGCUCAAGGUCGUAUUCGAAACCACGCUGGCUCACCGAGUCUAUGACAGCCCUCGCGGAGACUCGAAAGCACGAGUGACCAAGCCCCACACGCUUGUGUUGUAUCACCCCCUGUGCAUUCACCAUGAAACGCCGCCGGAGCACCCAGAGUGUCCUGAACGAUUGACGCGAGCGAUUGCCGUGCUCAAACCGUUGCUAGUCAAGUACCCCGAUGCGUUGUCGGUGGAGGCGCUGACCGGCACGGCGGACGACUUGUCGCCGCCCGAAACGACUUUGCUGCUAGUGCACUCGCCGAAUUACUUGGAUCGAUUGAAACAACGAUCCAAGGACGUGACGAGCGGAGCAGUCGUGUUUGAAACGGACCCUGGUGACGACAACGAUGGCAUCGAGUCCGUUGCCCCAGACACGAUCCGUCCGUUUGCAGCCAUCGGUGGCGCUUUCAAGGUCGCCGCGUCGAUCAAGAGAGACUCCGCCAUGGACACAUUCGUGAGCACGGCGUCGUGGGACGUGGCCCGCAUUGCUGCCGGUACGGUCUGCCUCGCAGUGGACAAGGUCUUGGCUGGCGAAUUUGUGAACGCCGUGUGUUUGGUGCGACCACCAGGCCACCAUGUUGGCCGCAACGGCCGCACACCCAACGCGCCGUCGUCGGGCUUUUGCCUUUUGAAUAACGUUGUGAUUGGCGCUCUGCACGCCCGCAUGCACCCGAGCGUGACCCGAAUCGCUGUGCUCGACUGGGAUAUCCAUCACGGCAACGGGACGGAGGAGCUUCUUCGAGGCGACCCGCGGUCCUUUUUUGCGUCGAUUCACCUGUACCACAAAGACUUCUUCCCGGGCACGGGGCCGUCCGCGUCGGAUGACAACAUUGUGAACGUCGGUCUGCAAAACUCUGGUCGUGGCUCUGGCUCCGAGGCUUUCCGCCACGCACUGACCCACGACAUCUUUCCUGCCAUGGAACUGUUCCAACCUGACAUCAUCUUUAUUUCUGCCGGAUUUGACGGGCACAAAGACGACAUCCUUGGUGGCUGCGCCGCCGUGUCGAACCACGACAUUCCCGCGGGCUACGUGGAAGACGUGAGGACUUACAAGCAUUGUUCGUAUGAUACAUGAACACGGAUAGGAUUAUGCGUGGGCAACCAAGGAAGUGCUGAAACUUGCAGACAAGUUCUGCAAAGGCCGCGUUAUAUCUGUACUGGAAGGCGGGUACGACGUGCGCGACGAAACGAACUCGUUGGCCAAAUCGAUCGAGUCGCACAUUGAUGCUAUCGUCGAGGGAGUGCUGGAAAUCAACGCCGCGGCGUCCGUCGUCGACUCUGGUGCGCCGCCAUCGGCUGACAGCAAGGACGUGAAGGUCGAACCCAAGCUUGAAGGUCGCCUGGCCCGCUUGCUCAGCCAGAACAUCAACGACCCGUCGAUCGUUUUGCUUGACGACGACAUGGCCGCAUGAGCCGUAGUCUAAAUGCAAUUUCGUCCUUCUUGCGUUCCUCCAUCUUCAUCCUCCACACGCGGCACGACAAUCACUCACACGAUUGGCCCAAAACCUACUAUAAUUAAUAUAUACUUCCUUU
Aphanomyces invadans is the source of this 4324-nucleotide messenger RNA. RefSeq lists its product as hypothetical. Gene Ontology annotation, biological process: regulation of DNA-templated transcription. The transcript is spliced from 10 exons. NCBI's taxonomy places the organism in Eukaryota, Oomycota, Saprolegniomycetes, Saprolegniales, Verrucalvaceae. Gene Ontology annotation, molecular function: DNA-binding transcription factor activity; DNA binding. The record is from RefSeq and is a predicted model, not a curated record. The coding region runs from base 69 to 3866 and encodes 1265 amino acids.